AAGUAAAAACAGUGAGCUAGAAAAGGGAGAGAAGUAGGAUAGCAGCAAAAGAAAGGAAGGUGGAGGGUCUGUUAUCAGUUUCCACUAUUAUUUCCCCAUCAAAGAAAGCAACACCACAGUAUUAUUACCAACAACAACACCACAGUAUUAUUACCCACAAGCACCACUACCUUACUCUUUUCUGUUGAUCCACCAAAUCAUCAUGUUACUGCUUCUCUCAUUUUCUUUCUUAGGUAAUUCUACUCCCCCACUCUCUCUCAUCUUACAUUCCCUUGUUUCGUUGCCCAAAUGUUUAGGGUACGGCCACACUGUUGGAUACGGUGAGCAAAAGCAAGUUUUAGAGCCUGUUGACAAGUUUCUGUUCAAGGGUGUUAGGGGGACUGUCCACGUGCAUUGCCAUUAGGCGUCUUGCUGAUAGUUUAGGUUUGGCCUUAUAAUGGGUUCUCGAUUCCCGUCUCAUCAGUUGAGCAGUGGCCUUUAUGUAUCUGGCCGACCUGAGCAGCCAAAAGAAAGGACUCCAACUAUGAGCUCAGUUGCCAUGCCUUAUACAGGCGGGGAUAUCAAAAAGUCUGGAGAACUCGGAAAAAUGUUUGUUAUCCCAACAACGGAUGGCUCGAGAUCACGGAAAUCUGGACCUAUCAACAAUGCCCCGUUGAGAACUGGAUCCUUUGGUGGCGCUACUUCUCAUUCAGGUCAACUGAAUUCAGUCAAUCGUAUGACUUCUGCUGGAGGUACUGGAUCUGUUUCUCUGAAGAAGACCAAUUCUGGGCCUUUAAAUAAACAUGGGGAGCCUAUGAAGAAGUCCUCUGGUCCUCAAGGUGGUGUAGGUACUGUUUCGUCCCGCCAAAAUUCUGGACCUAUCCCCCCAGUUCUCCCUACCACAGGCCUCAUUACAUCUGGUCCUCUAAACUCUGCUGGAGCUCCUCGAAAAGUGUCAGGUCCUUUGGAUUCAACAGGGUCUAUCAAAUUGCAGCAUUCUGCUAUAGUUAAUAACCAAGCUGUUACUCGCAUUAACCAAGGUGACGAAUAUUCCUUCCGCAAGAGCUUUCCAAAGCCAAUAUUUUGGUCCAUCAUUCUUUUAUUUGUGAUGGGAUUUAUUGCUGGUGGCUUUAUCCUUGGUGCUGUCCGCAAUCCCAUUCUCCUCGUAGUUGUUAUUGUCCUUUUUGCUGUAGUCAGCGCGGUGUUCACGUGGAAUACUUGUUAUGGAAGAAAAGCUAUCAUUGGUUUCAUUUCUCAGUACCCAGAUGCUGAGCUUAGAACUGCAAAAGAUGGCCAAUUUGUUAAAGUUUCUGGGGUUGUUACCUGUGGAAAUGUUCCUCUUGAAUCCUCAUUUCAGAAGGUUCCUAGAUGUGUUUAUACAGUCACAAGCUUAUAUGAGUACCGAGGGUGGGAUUCAAAAACUGCUAACGCAGAACAUCGCCGGUUUUCUUGGGGGCUUCGUGCAAUGGAGCGGCAUGUCACUGAUUUCUAUAUCUCCGAUUUCCAGUCUGGAUUAAGGGCUUUGGUCAAAACUGGAUAUGGUGCAAGAGUAACCCCUUAUGUUGAAGAGUCUAUUAUUGUAGAUAUCGAUCAAUCAAACAGGGACAUGUUACCCCAGUUUGUUAGAUGGCUGGCAGACAGAAAUCUAUCCAGUGAUGACCGAAUAAUGCGAUUGAAAGAAGGGUAUAUAAAAGAAGGUAGCACUGUCAGUGUAAUGGGAGUUGUCCAGCGGAACGAUAACGUUUUGAUGAUUGUUCCUCCUCCAGAGCCAUUUUCAACGGGAUGUCAGUGGGCUAAAUGCAUUCUUCCAGCCAGUCUGGAGGGCAUUGUAUUGAGAUGUGAGGACAGUUCAAAGAUUGAUGUUAUUCCAGUGUAGCAAUUUUAUCAUUCAAGAAGGCUCUGCUGUUUUGGUUUUACAGUUGCUGGAAAACCCUCUUCCAGUGGCAACAAGAAUGGCAUCUUCACACGGUUAACCAGAUGUAUAGCUUGUCAAUUCAAUUUUAUUAUUUUUCUUUUCCCUGUAAUGGCGUUGGUUUGAUCAAUUGUGUAGAGGAAACAUGUUGAUUAGUGAGGAUUUAUGAGAGUUCUUUUGGCUAGAAUUUUAUUGAUGUUGGGGGCUUUUCAAAACUUUUUGCCCUGAUGCAUACAAGCUAUGUUUAUUUGGUAUUUGUAAUUCUUUUGUGGCAUCUUAGCCACUCUCAAGGCAUUAUUGCAAAUGAAACCACUGCUCCGGCAUA
Molecule: messenger RNA, 2216 nt
Organism: Nicotiana attenuata
Lineage: Eukaryota; Viridiplantae; Streptophyta; Magnoliopsida; Solanales; Solanaceae
Exons: 5
Coding region: 437-1855 (472 amino acids)
Source: RefSeq, a predicted model, not a curated record